AUGGCAAAGGUGAACGGACAUGCAAGCGACGCAGAGAUCUCGGCGCUCAACGAUGCAAAGACGCACGUGGCCCGCGGCAUCGGACGUUCUUCCGAUCUCAUCUUCGAAAAGGGAGAGGGCAGCUGGGUUUGGACGGUGGACGGUCACAAGAUCUUCGACCUGACUUCCGGAAUCGCCGUCAGUGCUCUCGGCCAUGCGCAUCCCGCAGUCACAGAAGCUAUCGUCAAGCAAGCUUCGAAACUCAUCCACACGAGCGUCAAUAUUGCCUACACCCGUCCUUAUCUCGAAUUGACGACAAAGUUGCUCAAGGUCAUGCCGGACAAGUCACUGGAUACUGUCUUUUUCUGGAACAGCGGCUCAGAAGCAGUCGAAGCAGCCAUCAAAUUGGCAAGAGUGGCAACCAAGAAGCAGAACAUCAUCUCAUACCAAGGCAGCUACCAUGGACGGACGUGGGCAGCCAUGGCGCUCACUCGAUCGAAGACAAUCUACUCCAAGGGCUACCAUCCGCUCAUGCCGGGCGUGUAUACCGCGCCCUUUCCGUACGGCUCACAGUAUGGCUGUCCUGUCCCGCUUUCCGAGGAUCAACUCACCCAGGCAGCCCUGCGCGACUUGAAAUUGCUCUUCGACCAGCAGACUGCUCCCACUGACACGGCAGCCAUCAUCAUCGAGCCAGUGCUUGGAGAAGGCGGCUACGUACCUUGUCCGCCUGCUUACCUCGCCGCUUUGCGUAAGAUAUGCGAUCAGCACAAUAUCCUCCUCAUCUUUGAUGAAGUUCAAACUGGCUUCGGAAGGACUGGCACCUACUUCAUGACAGAGCAGACUGGCGUGCGACCCGAUAUUCUCAUCUUGGCAAAGGGAAUCGCCAAUGGCCUCCCACUGAGCGCUAUCAUUUCGCGAAAGGAGCUCAUGGACAUGCAAGAGCCUGGUACGCAAGGUGGAACAUACAGCGGCAAUGCGGUAGCCUGUGCCGCGGGCAUCGCCGUUGCGGAUGUCAUGCAAGAACCAGGCUUCAUGAAGAAUGUUGCAGCUAGAUCGAAGCAAUUCUUCGAUGUACUCCACGACUUGAAGCAGUCGCCCAAGACCAAAGGCAUCAUUGUGGACGUAAGAGGCAAGGGUCUCAUGAUCGGCGUAGAGUUCGACGGACCGCUGUACCCGAGCAGAGAUCAGAGCAAACCUGUUCCGGAGGGAUUAGCGGCGAAAGUGCAGAAGAAGUGCAUGGAGAAGGACCUCUACAUACUCACAACAUCGAUCUUCCAGGUCAUCCGGCUCAUCCCUGCGCUCAUCAUCACCGGUAAGUCGUCUGCCCAAGCGCAAAUGCAUGCUGAUCUUUGA
Mixia osmundae IAM 14324 is the source of this 1332-nucleotide messenger RNA. RefSeq lists its product as uncharacterized. Gene Ontology annotation, molecular function: pyridoxal phosphate binding; identical protein binding; transaminase activity. Lineage: Eukaryota; Fungi; Basidiomycota; Mixiomycetes; Mixiales; Mixiaceae. The transcript is spliced from 3 exons. The record is from RefSeq and is a predicted model, not a curated record. Bases 1 to 1332 code for a protein of 443 amino acids.